AUGGAGGGGGUGCAUCUCACUCUCAUCAGCGACGACGCCAAGCUCAGAGAGACGUUUGCAGUCGAGCUCACAGCCGACACCUUCGUUCCUAGGGGAAAGAUCGCCAAGCAGAGGAAGGUACUUCGCGAGAGAGAUCAUGCGGGGCGCAGCAGCUUUAGAGUACAGAUCAAGUCGAGGUCAAGCAUGAGCACAGGCCGCUUCUCGAGGAAGGAGAUGGAAGCGCUGUGCGGAGGAGGUAACACAUCGAUCACGAGAGUCAAGCGAGCCAUGUUGGAGUUAGCAAGAAGAAUGAACCUCAAGCUGGUCAGCGUCGAGGUCUAG
Molecule: messenger RNA, 321 nt
Organism: Guillardia theta CCMP2712
Lineage: Eukaryota; Cryptophyceae; Pyrenomonadales; Geminigeraceae
Exons: 1
Coding region: 1-321 (106 amino acids)
Source: RefSeq, a predicted model, not a curated record